AUGUCGUGUCAAAGAUCAGAUAAUGGAUAUUUCGAAAGCAAAUUAGUUGAACCUGUCUGUAAAGUUGACAACGUUGUUUUCAAGGAUAUCUGGGAUGAUGAUGUGAAAGGAGUUCGGUGGUAUUGCCGUGAUGAUCGAAAUGAAAAGCUUCAUAGUACGAGAUUCCGUACUGCGAUCUCUGCAACGAGUGUGAAUAUGUACCACGGGCUUUACUGGGAACCAUCUGCUCGAGAUGAGGACAAUUAUCCAGGUGAAGAAGCCGUUUCGUGUGCUUACAUAGACGUGGACCGUUUUCUGGCGUUUUUUAAGCCAGAAUUGGUAUCAAACCAAUCUCGAUUAGAAGUUGGAGAGUCGAAAAUGUCUAGAAACGGGACGGUUCGUGUGAAGUGUAACAAGUUCGGCGGGAAUGCUAGACGAGUUAGUGAGGCUUUCUCUGGAUGCUAUUACAAUGGAACAGUCUACAGGGCUCAGGAAAGAUGGGAUGAGCCAAAUCCAGGGAAUGACGCUCACUGUGGAAAAGCAUGUCGUGUCAAAAAUCAGAUGAUGGAUAUCUCGAAAACAAAUUGGUUGGACUUCUAUGAUGAUGAAGUGAAAGGAGUUCAAUGGGAAUGCAAUGCUGGUCGAGUUAGAAAAACUCAUACUAACAAGUUCGAUGUUUGGAGAAUUCCCAUGCUGCACCACGGGCUUUACUGGGAAUUAACUCAUCGAGAUGAGGACAACUAUCCAGAUGAGGAAGCUUUUGCGUGUGCUUACAGGGAUGUGGACUCAUAUCGGGCCUACCAAAAGCCAGAAUUGGUAUCAGACCAAUCUCGAUUAGAAGUUGGAGAGUCAAAAAUGUCUGGAAACGGAAUGGUUCGUGUGAAGUGUAGCAGGUUUGAUGGGCAUGUUAGACGAGUUAGUGAAGCAUUCUCUGGAUGCUAUUAUAAUGGAACAGUCCACCGGAUUAAUACCGAAUGGGAGGAGCCGAAUCCAGGGAAUGAUAGCUCACUGCGGAAAUUGAUGUCGUGUCAGAAAUCAGAGAAUGGAUAUUUCGAAAACAAAUUAGUUGGGUGUUUACACCACGACAUUCGCAACUCUACGGAUAUUGAUGAUUCUCUCGUGACAUGGGCAAACGCACUGCCAUAUAGACUGAACGAAGUUCAGGAUUAUUAUCUUGAUAACCAGUAUAAGAAGUGUGUUGAAAGUGAACCAGGUGUCGUGAAACUUGAGAAAGUCGCCGAGGAUGCAGAACGGGUCUGUACAAUUGACAACGUUGUAUACCACGGCUCGCAGGUGGAUUAUGUGAAAGGAGCUUGGUGGUCAUGCGAUCAGGGCAACCAAAAUGUAAAACGUACUGAGGAAUACCGAAAUUUCCAGAAGUUCUACACCAUCUCCGUCAUUGUCAAGCACAAUUGCACCAAAUGGGGAACCAUCAAGGCCGUUGAGAAGAUUCCGAAGUACUAUCCAGUUGGAGAGGGAACCGUUGAACUUAACGAUCUCGAUAUGGACUUGACAAUGGCUCGCGGAGUCUUCACCGACACCUACUUCUAA
Caenorhabditis briggsae is the source of this 1530-nucleotide messenger RNA. The transcript is spliced from 11 exons. Bases 1 to 1530 code for a protein of 509 amino acids. Lineage: Eukaryota; Metazoa; Nematoda; Chromadorea; Rhabditida; Rhabditidae. The record is from RefSeq and is a predicted model, not a curated record.